Molecule: messenger RNA, 1238 nt
Organism: Cornus florida
Lineage: Eukaryota; Viridiplantae; Streptophyta; Magnoliopsida; Cornales; Cornaceae
Product: RING-H2 finger protein ATL52-like
Exons: 1
Coding region: 1-909 (302 amino acids)
Biological process (GO): protein ubiquitination
Molecular function (GO): transferase activity
Source: RefSeq, a predicted model, not a curated record
AUGAACCUGACUGUAGACUGUCCAGAGUAUUGUGCCUUAACCGGUUGUUAUGAAUACCCAAACUAUUCCACGAUACCACCGCCGCCGACGCCGCCACCUCUCUCAGCCGGCCAAAUCAGCCACGUAUCUCCCAACACGGUCAUCAUGCAGUUCAUAGUCGCCUUCAUUACCGGCUGCUUCAUUCUGCUCAGCUGUUACAUGAUCGUCAUUAAGUACUGUUCCAGAUUUAACCUUUUUGGUACAUCACCAACCCAAUCAGAUGGACCGGGAGAAGAGUUUGUGCAUGAAAAUCAUGGACCAGCAAGUGACCAUCAAAUCUGGUACAUCUCCACCGCUGGCCUCCAACCCUCGAUCAUCAAUUCAAUCAGAGUCUUCGAGUACAAGAAAGGUGAUCAUUUGAUCGAAGGGAUGACUGAUUGUUCGGUAUGCUUAAACGAGUUUCAAGAAGGUGACACUCUUCGGCUACUACCCAAGUGCAGUCAUGCAUUUCACAUCCCUUGCAUCGAUACUUGGCUGAGGUCACACGCCAAUUGUCCAUUUUGUCGCGCUAGCGUAGUGUCCAACACUACUGUCAGUACUACUUCAGCUUCAAAUGACCAGAUUGCUCAUAGUUCAAGUCCAAAUGAAGAUACCCAAAUGGAGAAUUCAGAGAACUAUGGUGAAUUGACUAAUAAUUCGAUCUCUGGUGGGGAGGUUUGUGAAAACAGAGUUGGUACAGAGGAUGAAUUGGAAUUGGAAUUACCACAGGUGGUUGUAAAUUCUAAUGGGAAUGGUGUUUUUCGGAUUGUAAUUGACUUGGACGACAGUAAAAUUGACAUGGAGGAUGGGAUACAAUCACUAAGGUCUAUUUCAAUCGAUUCAUCAUCAGCUGUGACGAAUAAGUAUGAAUCCGAAGGAAAAUCCAGUUGAUUAGAGAGAUGAUGUGAAAAAUUGAUUUGGGUAUUCUUCAAAAAAAGAGAUUCAAGCAUUAACAGAUUGGUAAUAGCAAAAACCCUGUUUUUGGCAGACUUUUUUUUAUCCAAAUUCUGUUCCUCUCUUGUGAAGCUAUUAUUAGUAUUGGUACAUAGCUCGGAUGACAUAUAAAUUUAGACUUGGAUAUAUAUACAUAUGUGUCAUGAGCACUCUCUAUAAGUUGUGAGUUCUCUUAUUCAUGUAUAUACAAACCAGUAUAUAAUAGAUUUUAGUCUAUUGGAUGCAAUUUCAAGCUAUGUAGGAGACCUAUAUUUGAGUAAUGAAUC